AAAUGUAUACUUUUAGGCAAACUAAUAAAAUCUGUCUCGAAUACACUGCGAACAUUUAAUAGGCUUUUUAAUUCUUUUCGAAUGAGAACAAGAUGCUUCACUUGUCAUUAUUGCGUCGACACAAUAUCAAUGCAUAUCGCCAUACAACGCUUGCAGCUUUCAGGUGCCAUCUACUUGCAAAAAAUUCGAGCAACACUUCACAAGGGAACAAUGGAAAUAGUUUAUCCAGGUUAACCUUAGAAGACAAUAACUUUUCAAUUGCAGAAGCACUUAAAACCGAGGAAUUCCUCUACCGUCAUAUAGGACCACAGAAAAGUGAAAUUAAAGAUAUGGUUCGUGUUCUGCAGUUAACCAGCGUCGAUGAGCUGAUUGACAAAACAAUCCCAGGUAUUAUUCGUGUCAAAGAAGAUCUCAAACUAGACCCACCUAAAACUGAGGCUGAAUGUCUUGUAAGGUUAAGAGAGUUUGCACGCACCAACCAAGUGUGGCGAUCAUACCUUGGUAUUGGGUACUACAACUGCAUUGUCCCGCCAACAAUUUUGAGAAAUUUGUUGGAGAAUCCUGGUUGGACAACUCAAUACACACCGUACCAACCCGAAAUAGCCCAGGGUCGUCUAGAAUCUCUACUAAACUUUCAAACAAUGGUUUCGGAUCUCACUGGUUUAGAUUUAGCAAAUUCUUCUCUUCUUGAUGAAGCAACAGCUGCAGCAGAAGCUUUAGGAAUUGCUUACAGAUAUACAAAGAAAAAGAAAUUUUUUGUUGACAUCAAUUGUCAUCCGCAGACAAUAUCGCUAGUGCUAACUAGAGCAAGCACAAUCGCAGAUGGCAUGGAGGUCAUUGUUGCCAAUCAUAAAGAUUUUGACUUUUCUCAAAACGACAUUGCAGGUGUGUUAUUUCAGUAUCCAGAUACAAAUGGAAAAAUUGAAGAUUUUGUUGAUCUAGUGGAAAGAGCACAUGCAGGAAAGGCAUUAACUUGCUGCGCUACUGACUUGUUGGCACUAACAAUGCUGAAGCCUCCUGGCGAGUUUGGUUGCGACAUAGCCUUUGGUAAUGCUCAGCGAUUUGGUGUACCCUUAGGUUAUGGCGGUCCACAUGCUGCUUUCUUUGCUGUUUCUGACAAAUUAAAACGUUUAAUGCCAGGCAGAGUUGUGGGAGUUUCAAAAGAUUCAAAUGGAAACCCAUGUUAUCGCCUAGCAUUGCAAACAAGAGAGCAACAUAUACGAAGAGAUAAAGCAACAAGUAAUAUUUGUACUGCUCAAGCCCUGCUAGCAAAUAUGUCUGCAAUGUAUGGUGUUUACCAUGGACCAAAAGGGUUAUUAAAUAUUGCCAAAAGAGUGCACAAUGCUGCGUUGAUACUAGCAGAAGGGAUGAAAGAGAGUGGACAUGAACUAGCUGAAGGUGAAUUCUUUGACACUGUUAAAGUUCUCAACGUAAAGGACAUGCAAUGGAUUUUAGAUCGAGCUGCGUCAAAAGAAAUCAACUUAAGAAGAUUCAGUGAUGGUACAUCACUUGGUAUAUCAAUGGAUGAAACUAUAACAGAACAGGACUUAGAUGACUUGUUUUGGAUAUUUAGCACUGGAAGUAAAGCAGCUGAGAUUGCAUCAAACAUGAACAGUCCGCCAAGUAAAAGUAUUGCUAACAGUGAAUUGAAAAGAAAAACAGAGUUCCUUCAGCAUCCAGUCUUUCAAAGUUAUCAAAGUGAAACGAAGAUUGUUCGCUACAUGAAAAUGUUGGAAAAUAAAGAUUUAUCUCUCGUCCAUUCCAUGAUACCACUUGGAUCAUGCACAAUGAAAUUGAACAGUACUACAGAAAUGAUGGCAAUUACCUGGCCCAAAUUUACUGACAUUCACCCGUUUGCACCAAAAGAGCAAGCACAAGGAUAUUACAAUUUAUUCAAGGAACUUGAGGACGAUUUGUCAGAGAUCACUGGUUUUGACGCUACCUCUCUACAGCCGAACAGUGGUGCGCAGGGCGAAUACGCUGGCUUGAUGGUUAUUAAAUCGUAUUUGAAAAGUACAGGGGAUGAGCAUAGAAACGUGUGUAUUAUUCCUAAAAGUGCGCAUGGUACUAAUCCUGCUAGUGCAGCUAUGGCUGGUUUUAAGAUCAUAGCAGUGGAAAUGGACAAAGUAGGAGGAAUCGAUAUGACUGAUCUGAGAAAGAAGGUUGAAAAAUUCAAGCACAACCUUGGAGCAAUUAUGGUGACCUACCCAUCAACAAGUGGUGUAUUUGAAGAAGAUAUUAAAGAACUUUGUCAAUUAAUUCACGACAAUGGUGGGCAAGUGUAUUUAGAUGGAGCAAAUAUGAAUGCACAGGUUGGUUUGUGUCGUCCAGGCGAUUAUGGUGCUGAUGUAUGCCACCUCAAUCUUCACAAAACCUUUUGUAUACCGCACGGCGGCGGAGGACCUGGCAUGGGUCCAAUCUGUGUGAAAAAACAUUUAAUUCCAUUUUUGCCGUCGCAUCCAGUCGUCCCUCCAGUGGGCACUGAUUUACCGUCAGCCAAACCAUUUGGAACGAUAUCUGCAGCGCCUUACGGUUCAGCUGCAGUACUUAGCAUCUCAUGGGCGUACAUAAAGAUGAUGGGACACAAAGGCUUGCGAAAAGCUACCCAGUUAGCCAUAUUGAACGCAAAUUACAUGAUGGCAAGACUUAAGGAUCAUUACGAGCUGAGAUACCGUGGAAAAAAUGGUUUUUGCGCUCAUGAGUUUAUACUGGAUUGUCGUCAGUUUAAAAAAUCUGCUGGCAUUGAAGUUAUCGACAUUGCAAAACGCCUUCAAGAUUACGGUUUUCAUGCUCCCACCAUGGCUUGGCCAAUCAGCACAGCUCUUAUGAUUGAACCAACUGAAAGUGAAAAUAAAGCCGAAUGUGAUCGACUAUGCGAUGCAUUGAUAUCUAUACGUGAAGAAAUCAGAGAUAUCGAAGAAGGUCGCAUGGACACUGUCAACAACCCUUUAAAGAACUCACCCCAUACGCAAGCAGUUCUUCUUGAGGAGAAAUGGGACAAACCAUACAGUCGUGAAACAGCAGCCUUCCCAGCACCAUGGUCUUUGCGAUCCAAAUUUUGGCCUAGUGUUGGUCGGGUGGACGACGUGCAUGGAGACUCUCAUUUAGUCUGUUCCUGCCCACCCGUCGAUGCGUACGAAUAUGAUCAAAAGCAGGGAGGGUUGUAAGAUCAAAAUGUUACUUAACAUUUGCAGUUAAUUACCUUCAGGAAAUUAAUUUUCACAGAAAUUGCCUUUUUAAAAAACGAUUUACACUCAUUUCUUAUUCUUCUGAUUUACCUGAAACUACAUGUAAGAUAUAUACGAAUAUCAACUUGAGCAAUUUUUACUCAAUGCCUCCCGCAUAGAAGUCUUUGAAAAACGAAAUGUCAUCAAAUUCUUUUUUUUGCGGAAUUAAAAAUAUAAAAAAAAUAUUCGCGAAAAUAAAAUAUUGUUUUCAAAAAAUUUCUCGCGAAAAUUAAUCCCUUAAGUUAUAUAGUUCUAUAAUUUAAUGUUAUAUAAAUAAAUUGUAAAUGUCCUUUGUGUAGGGGAGGGAUGUUGAAUUCUGUGAAUCGCUGAAACUUAUGCUACUGUACUAAUAAUGUUUUCGUUGUAAGCAAAUAUUCUCUUUUGUUGCGUCUUUUUGUGCAACUGGAGCAAGAUAAAACAAAUUAUAAUUGGUAAUAAUAUAUCUAUGUAAGUGGUCCAUGAUUUAAUUUCAAGAAAAGUUACCUAGCAGAGUUUGAUAUUUAUAAUUUUUCAUGUAAAUUAUACACAAUUUAAAAGGACAGUGUUGUGAUGUGUUUCAUAGGAUGAUGGCCCACCACUUUGAGUUUUCUUUUCCUCCUUGACCUCCUUAAAUUUGAACUUUUUUCUUUUCAUAUUUCGAAAUUUAGCACGUGCAUCAUGUUGCUCUAUAUUAGUACUGUUCCAAAGUGUAUCAGUGUUUUGUUCAUAAAGCUGUGACACAAACUUUAAGUGCGCUGUUUGUUUCCAGAGGUAAUACCAGAAAAUAAAACGGAAUCACCUCUUUAAGUAUCACGUGGUCUCUUUCUUCCCAAUAUUACUGUCUUCGACACCCUUAAAUUUUUAUUGCAAUUAACACUUCGGUAAAGUAAGGUGGUUAUUGGAUUACGGCGUUAAUACAAUACUCUUUAAAAUAGGAAGAAAACAUUAAUUUGGUGUAUAUAUAUCUUGUAAUUUUAUUUUGACUUUUUUUUAAUUUUCUUUUCCAUACUUGUAUAAGGACUAUAAUUUCGUAUUUACUUUUUUUGAUUUAUGUGAGGCAUAGGAACGUAAUUUUUUUCUAGCUACUUGGCGAAAGAACUGAGAUGAUUAUUUUUUGGAUAUACUUACUUGUAACAAGAUCUUUCUUUAUGCUACUAUGAUAAUGGGAA
Hydractinia symbiolongicarpus is the source of this 4375-nucleotide messenger RNA. RefSeq names its product glycine dehydrogenase (decarboxylating), mitochondrial-like. The transcript has 28 exons. The record is from RefSeq and is a predicted model, not a curated record. Gene Ontology annotation, cellular component: glycine cleavage complex; mitochondrion. The coding region runs from base 93 to 3167 and encodes 1024 amino acids. Gene Ontology annotation, molecular function: glycine binding; pyridoxal phosphate binding; glycine dehydrogenase (decarboxylating) activity. Lineage: Eukaryota; Metazoa; Cnidaria; Hydrozoa; Anthoathecata; Hydractiniidae. Gene Ontology annotation, biological process: glycine decarboxylation via glycine cleavage system.